This is a messenger RNA of Ctenocephalides felis (cat flea), 648 nucleotides long. RefSeq names its product 5'-3' exoribonuclease 2-like. NCBI's taxonomy places the organism in Eukaryota, Metazoa, Arthropoda, Insecta, Siphonaptera, Pulicidae. The coding region runs from base 1 to 648 and encodes 215 amino acids. The record is from RefSeq and is a predicted model, not a curated record. The transcript has 3 exons.
AUGAAUUUCAAGCCUGGCAGCUCAAUUUUUUCCCAACGCAAUGAGGAUGGUUUACAGAACUCCGGUUACUUGGAAGCGAAUGGAAAUUCUGCAACAUUUGGAACUGGAGAAUUCUUGAUUUUUAUGGACUGUUUAUUUGAGAGCGUGAAUGGAUUGACUAAAUUGCCAGUACGAGAGUUUGACAUGACUGCAGUCGGAAUAAUCUUCCAGAAAAUUAAAUCAAAUUCGCUCCCGGACAACAAAACUAUAUCUCUUAUGCCGGUAGAGUAUGAGAAUAGUGACGAUGUGGGGCUAUACUUCCAUGAAGUGUUUAAGGAGAAGGAUAUCCGAAUAUACUAUCAUGAUAAGUCCGAUGAAGCAAGUUGGGGCCCCACCGGUCCAUCUUCGACGUAUAGCGAAAGCGGCGAAGACGUAGCUUCAAAAGUUGGCACGGGCGGGGGUUACCGUGGCCGCGGUUACUAUCGCGGCGGUGGACGUGGCGGCGGUAAAUAUCGCGGCGGUCGACGUGGCGGCGGUAAUUAUCGCGGCUGUCGACGUGGCGGCUAUAAACAUCGCGGCGGUCGUCGUGGCGGCGGCGGCGCUCGAUAUCGCGGCGGUGGCUACUAUCGCGGCGGCAGAAAUUAUGAUCGCGCCAUCUUCAUUUAUUGA